Messenger RNA from Toxotes jaculatrix (banded archerfish), 3232 nucleotides. It is a transcript of the gene b3gnt9, whose product is annotated as UDP-GlcNAc:betaGal beta-1,3-N-acetylglucosaminyltransferase 9. Bases 731 to 2332 code for a protein of 533 amino acids. The transcript has 9 exons. Gene Ontology annotation, molecular function: hexosyltransferase activity. The record is from RefSeq and is a predicted model, not a curated record. Gene Ontology annotation, cellular component: membrane. Lineage: Eukaryota; Metazoa; Chordata; Actinopteri; Toxotidae.
GGAAUGCGCUGCACGUUCACACAUCCACAGCCCAGAUGUUUUCACUUUGACCUCCUCCUCCUCCGUCUCCUCCGUCUGUUUCCGGAUUAAUUGCGCACGGACCAUAUUUGGCCACGCUUGUCUGGAAUUUGCGUUCUUUGACAGGCGGAUACCUGUGACCAGUCCCUCACAUACACACAACAGGGACUUUUCUAUGUUGCCAGCGCAGUUUAGUGAUAUUUAAUGAUCUUAAUAUCCUGGAUGUUGGAACAGAGUGUUCUGUGAAGUAGUUGUACCCUCAUGUUCACUUACAUAAGACACAGACACUCCCCCUCCUGAUGUGAGAGUGAUGAACCGAUGGGAAAUUUGGUUGGAAAUCGAGAAAAGGACAGUCACACAGGAAUGACUUCAAUCAGCAAGCAAUGUUUAGUUCAUGGCAUUAAAUCUUGGCUUUACAAACUACCUGAACAGUGGUAAGUAAAUGAAAAAUCCUGUGUCUACAAGUCUCUAUCAUGUAUCAUUAUUUUUAUUAUUAUUUUUUAGACAAGAUGAGCGAGUUUUACGACCUGAGCGUAGACAUCCAGGACAGUUUGUCCUCCCUAGUAAAUCAAAAAUAAUGGAGGAAGAGACAAGUGACAGCUUUGUCCUGGCUUGAUCCUUGACUGUUGUUUUUGCUGUUGUUGUACAGUUGCCUGAGGAGAAUGUGAGGAUGGAGACAGACGCAAUGGACAUACAUCCAGUCAUAUGAGUGAUGUGGACAAAGGGACAAGUCAGUCUAAGUUGCUUCUGUCCCAAAGCAACUUUACAGGCCUGUGGUAAACAGCCUGGCCAAGAAGAGGAAGCAAGAUCACCACAUUUCCUCAUGAAAUCCUGGAGAGUAGCCUGCAAACCUAAAUCUAACUGCCAGUGUCUUCAGAAAAUGCUGAGGAAGAUGGUGACGAUGAGGAGGAUCCUCCACGUCAAGGGAGAUGUGAUGUGCACCAUGCUGCUACUGGUUCUGUUCUGUCUGCUGCUCUACGCUCACCAGGUCAUCCUGUCCUCUGGGUGGGACAGACCAGUGUGGAAGCUGGAGAUCCACGGAUCUACCAGCUCCAGUCGGACCCUGCUGGGAGCCAGCGGGCCCAAAGUGGGCCAGGAGUCUCAAGGGCUCCCGUCCAGCCCUCCAGAGCCACAGCUGCCUGCCUGUAAGCCCCAGUCCAAAUCAAAUCCUCCUCAGGCCAAGUCCAAACCUCAGGUCAAAUCUAAGGGGAAAUCCAAGUCUCGACGGAAGAAUGCUGCGCCAACCAAGAGUGCCGGCAAUCCCCUGCCCACGAUGCCGCCAUUUGACUUUGAGGGCUACCUGAGAGAAAAGGACAACAGAGACUUUAAGUUGCUCAUAGACCAGCCAGAGAAGUGUCACAUCGGACGGGCAGAGGGAGAGGAAGGGGGAAGAGGACAUAAAGGGUCUCUUACUGCUCCCUAUAUGCUCAUCGCUGUGAAAUCUAUUGCUGCGGAUUUUGAUAAGCGUCAGGUGGUACGUCGGACAUGGGGCAAGGAGGGACAUUUCCAAAACGGUGUGUCCAUUCGUACCGUUUUCCUGCUGGGGGUUCCCAGGAAUCGGACUGCUCUGCCUCUGUGGGAUCGGCUCUUGACCUACGAGAGUCAGACCUUUCGGGACAUCCUGCUGUGGGACUUUGAAGACACUUUCUUCAACCUGACGCUGAAGGAAACACAUUUUCUGAAAUGGGUUAACAGCAGCUGUCCUCAUGUCAAAUUCAUCUUCAAGGGCGAUGCUGAUGUGUAUGUGAACGUGGAGAACAUAUUAGAGAUGUUACACGGUCAAAAGCCAGACGAAGAUCUGUUUGUUGGUGACAUUAUCAUCAAUGCUAAACCCAUUCGCCGCCGCAGUUCCAAGUACUACGUGCCAGAGUUUAUGUAUGGAGGGGGUUUGUACCCCAGUUAUGCCGGGGGAGGAGGGUUUGUCAUGUCGGGACAUACGGCUCGGAGACUCAGCUCUGCAUGUCAACAGGUGGAGCUGUUCCCCAUCGAUGAUGUCUUUCUGGGAAUGUGCCUCCAGCUGAUCGGCGUCAAACCAUCGCGCCACCAGGGCUUUCGUACCUUCGGAAUUCCCCGACCGUCUGCAGCGCCCCACCUUCAGACGUUCGACCCCUGUUUCUACAGAGAACUCAUGGUUGUCCACAGCCUCAGUGUCCCACAGAUCUGGCUCAUGUGGAACCUCCUGCACGACCCCAAGCUGAGCUGCCACAACAGCACCAGCCCGACGUCCUGGCCCUUUAAGUGGAGGGAGAGAAUGGGAGACACGGCUGGAGAAGAGACGGACUACGGUGAGAAGCGGGUGUUUAUCACGCAUUAGUGACUUUCUGCAGGGCUGGGCGGGAUCUUCGAGGGCCCUAGCCACUACAAAAUGCUUAUAUCGCACAGGAUCUGUGGCCAACGGAGGACUGUGAUGUGUUCAAAAGCACAGUUGAGUCAUAUGAGAAUUUAUCCGAGCUGGCAGAUCAGCUUGGGGGAAAUGAAUUGGCAAAUGUACUUUAGAUUUUUCAGGAAGGAAUCACAAAGAGAAUUUAGGCUUUUGCCAUCAGAGGCCCAUCUGUCUGUUCAUACGGCGCCUGUGAACAACACACACAGCAAGAUUUUGAUUUGCAGAGAUUGUGUGGUGAGUAGAAUCUCUCUGGACUUAUGUACACGUUUAAAUCUUCAGAAUGUGCUGUGUUACAAACAGAGACACCACAAGAUUGACAAGGAUAACAUAACUAAAUGUGGUUAGCUGGUUUAACCCCAUCUGUUAUCUGCAGUGUCAAUGCAUCUGUGUGUCUGAGACCACAACAAUGUUAAUACACUGACUUUCACUGGACUGAGUGGGCAGUCGAGAUUGGGAAUGGCUGUGAGCACUGGGGAAGGUGGGAAGACAGUGGAGACGUUUUCAUGUUCUGAUGUGAAUCACUUGCGGAGAUUAGGGAUGCACCGAAAUGAAAAUUCUUGGUCGAAACCGAAAACCGAAAACCAAAAAUGAGGAAACCAAGGCUGAAAACCGAAAACCGAAACACCAAAAGAAAUUAUUAUGCCAAAUAUUAGUACCAUUGCAUUUAUGGCUAUGACUGUGUACUAACCUCACUAAAAUUCAAGGCAUUGUGAUUACAUAAAUUAAUAUGAAUGUUUCAAAGAAUAAAUCAAUUUAAACAAGAUUGUAAAAUUAAAUACAAUCUAAUAUCUCAUAAAAACACAAAGUGCAUAUAAGUCAAGUGCAUUUAAA